AUCCUGUGUUAGUUUGACUUGCUUUCAUUUUCCGUCCAUGGUGAUUAAUCAGCCCUUCCCCUCGUUUCAGUGCACGCUUGCUUGCUUGUUUGCCUUGUUGCGGCAAAGAAACCAAACCAGUUUGUCGGGCUGCAAGAAGACAGGCAGUAGCUCGGAUCACACACACACACACACGCUCAUAAGGAACAGAUAAGAAGGGCAAAAUUUUGACCAAUGGCAUGGAAACGUGUUGUGAGUAUGACAACUGGGCUUCUGCGUAUUGAUGCAAUACUUGACUACUGACUGGUAGAAAUGAGAUCAUAACAAGGGUUUAAUAUGCUAAUUAUUGGUAAACAUUUAGCUUGAAUAUACAUUAGCAUAUUAUAAUUAUUCAUUUUCUACCGCUUUUCCUCACGAGGGUCGCGGGGGGUGCUGGAGCCUAUCCCAGCUGUCUUUUGGGUGAGAGGCGGAAUACACUCUGGACUGGUCGCCAGCCAAUCACAGGGCACAUAUAGACAAACAACCAUUCACACUCACCAUAUUAUAAUUAUUCAUUCAUUUUCUACCGCUUUUUCUCACGAGGGUCGCGGGGGGUGCUGGAGCCUAUCCCAGCUGUCUUCGGGCGAGAGGCGGGGUACACCCUGGACUGGUCGCCAGCCAAUCACAGGGCACAUAUAGACAAACAACCAUUCACACUCACCAUAUUAUAAUUAGAUAUUCACAAUUUUUUUUAUGAUUAGCAUUAUUUUUGUCAUUGUUUAUCGAAUUAUGUGGUUUGUUUUGACCACCCUCUUAAGUUGUGAAAUGUGGUUGCCAGUCUGAUUGGAAAAAAAAAAAAAGACUCGACUCACAUUCAGCAUCACAAGAACCAAAUCAAACACCCCAAAGAAGCAUCAUCAUGGCCACGGCCAGUUUAGAAGACGACAAGUCCCAGCGUCCUACCUGUGGAGACCAUCGCCUGGUCAACAAAGCUCUCAUAAAGCUGGACAAGCUCCAUGAGUUGUGCACGGACCCCCGACUGGGUCUCAGGGCCAGUCCGCCGUACCUCCCCGAACUGGUACCGGAUACAGCGUCUCUGCUCAGACGGGUCUGGGAGCCCUACAGAGGUCUCGGACUGGCGAUGGGCCAGGUUCCUGGCGGAGAGGAGGCCACGUAUUUGAGGGUCCAUGUGAGGAACCUGCUGGAUAAGACAGACAGGGCCCUGAUGCUGUUUAAAGAAGGGAGAGAGAAGAUGUUUGAUGAGGCGUCAAGAUGCAGAAGGAACUUGACCAAGAUGUCCUUGCUCUUCAGUCAUAUGCUAUGGGAACUAAAGGCCAUUUUCCCCGGAGACCAGUACCACGGUGACACUUUCAAGUUCAUGAAAGAAGAAGCACAGGGGUUUUGGAGGUCGACUUUUGGCAACAAGUCCAUCGUGGGGUGGAGUAUCUUUGCAGAACAGCUGAGGGGAGCACACUCCUUUGAGGAGGGGAUGGAGUCCAUGGCGCUGAAGUCCACCAUCGAUCUCACCUGCAACGACCACAUCUCCGUCUUUGAAUUUGACAUCUUCACCAGGCUCUUUCAGCCCUGGAGCUCCCUGCUGAGGAACUGGAACCAGCUAGCAGUGAGCCAUCCAGGCUACAUGGCCUUCCUCACUUACGACCAGGCUGUAGCUCGCCUGGAGAACUACCUGCACAAACCCGGAAGCUACAUCUUCCGUCUGAGCUGUACCCGAAUGGGCCAGUGGGCUAUAGGUCACGUGACUAGCGAAGGCUCCAUCGUGCAAUCCAUCCCCCACAACAUGCCUCUCGCCCAAGCGCUCCUUCGCGGCUUCAAUGACGGCUGCUAUUUGUACCCUGAUGGUCAAAAAGUGAACCCUGACCUAACUACCCUGCAUGAACCAGGCCACAAGGGCAAAGUCAAGGUCACACAAGAGCAGUACGAUCUUUACUGUGAGGUGGGCACCUCCUUCCAGCUGUGUAAGAUCUGCACGGAGAAGGACAAAGACACUCGCAUUCAGCCUUGCGGUCAUCUGCUGUGCCAGCGCUGCCUUAGCAACUGGCUGCAGAAGUCAGCAGGCCACACGUGUCCAUAUUGCCGCUGCGACAUCAGAGGCACCCAGCCUGUUGACAUCGAGCCAUACGCACUUGAACACAAAGAGGAAGAAAAGGACCGUGAGGACAUUGCUGAGAUGAGGAAGAUGCAAGUGGGUGGGGUCACUCAGCAAUGAUGAGAAUGUCUCCGGGUGACUGGGACCGCCCAUGCCUUCUUCCUCAUCUGCAUUCCAAAGGGUACGUUGUUGGCUUCAGAAAAGACACAUUUAAUUAUAAGCAAGGUGUUUCUUCUUAUGGGCACAAAUAGUAUAAUUAAAGUUUUAAUUAAGGGUUAUUAACUGUUUCUGUUUGUAGGUGCACAGACUUAAUCCGAUCUCAGAACAUCAACGAGUCAAAGAGUUCUUCUAAUGGAUGUGAUACAUUUUGCAGACGUAACCAAUGCUACAGUAUACCCAAUUCAUGUACAGUAUAUAUAUUAUGUCAUAUAUUUCAACGCUGAAUAAAUAAUGCAAAAAAGUUUGUAUUUAAAUGAUAAUUUUCCUCCAAUGUAGUAAAAAUAAUUUGUGCUAAUUUGGGCUGAUGAAAAAAGUCAGUAAAAGCACAUACAAAUGAAAUAUUAAAAUAUAUUAAGUAUAAUUUUCUGUGCCUUAUUUGAUAAGGCAGACUGGGUAUCAAUAUAAAACCAAGCUAUAGCAAAGCCAGCGGAAUGGUGGGCGUGUCCAAACAAUGGGUGUCGACCAAGUGGGAGUAUGUAUAAAUAAAUAUUGUAUUUUUUAUACUGGCUUAUUACAGUUAUAUUAUAAUUAGGGCCGUCAAUCGAUUAAAAUAUUAAAAUAAUAGAUUAAAUAAUGUAUUAAAAAUAUUUGAUCACGAUUAAUCACAUUUUUCACAGUUAACUCAAUUAAUCACAUUUAAUCGCAGAUGGAAAUAUUUUUUUAUAAUAAGUAGGGGAAAUAUCGUUGUGGUAAAGAUUCGAUGUUCAACUAAAACAAUAAUUACAUAAAAUUUUAUGUAAAGACAUCAAUUUGGGAACUUUAGCCUAUUAUUUUUUAAAAAUACAGUCAUCAAGCAUAUUUUUGUAUUACUAUUAUUAGCUCUUAAACUCGUUCACGCAUCAAAAAAUUUGGCGCCGAUAAAGAGGACUUCUGUUAACGCAUGUCGUUAACUUUGACAGCCCUAAUUAUAAUUAAAGAUAUCGGAAUUAGCUUGAUUGAUCGUAUGUGUUACCACACUAGGAAUUGUAAUACUCUGUUACUCUGUUAGUACUCUGUUAAGUACAACAAUCGUAAUUGGGUUUAUACAUAAGAAGAAAAAGAAUACUACUAUACAUAUUUACAUCGAAUGUUAACAUGACUUUAUAUAUUAUAUCCAAUCAAAACGAACAUAUGAAGAUAAUUAACCUGCUAUUUUAUAUUCCCAUCCACGCCCACUGAUUUCAGUAUCAUGUGACCUUGCUGUGUGACAGUUUGACAGGACCAAAGUAUAUGUUUCAAUAAUUAUUUAUUUUCUUCAGCACUACAGAUGGAAGAUCAAGUACAAGACUGAAUGUCUUGGAUGACUUAGUAGUUGGCCAUGGUGCGCUCCAGCCAAUCGUUGAAGAUGCAGACCUAAAAUUAAGGACAGGAAGGAGUUUAAUUUUGGACAUUAACAGUCAAGUCGUGUUGAAUGGCAGUGGUCUUUUUUUACCUUGGCGUAGACACCAGGGUGGUCCCUCUCAGCACAUCCGUAUCCCCAGGACACAACACCCUGCAGCUCGCCAUUGCACACCACGGGGCCACCAGAGUCGCCCUGAUAGGACGACGAUACAAACCGUUAAACCUCGACUUUUCACGGUUAUUUGAAAACGGUUCAUUAUGUCUGAGAAGUUCCGUUACCUGGCAGGAGUCCUUGCCACCCUCCAGAUAUCCGGCGCAGAACAUGGAAUCGGUGAUCAUGCCAGGGUAGGAGUUGUCACAGUCCCGAUCGGACAGGAUAGGGAUGUCCAGGCACUGCAGUUUGUUCUUGUCAGCGGCUAGAAACCCGGAAGAGACGACAUCAGUACUGAAGGCUCAACCUCGGAUACAACUGACUUAGAAUUGAUCGGAAUCUUAUUCCAAACUAGGCUAGUUUCACGUGACCGAAUUCGGCGUAGACUCACUGGAGCUCAUGGUGUUGCCCCAUCCGGAGACUUUGCACAUGGUACCGGCGGGGGCGCAGCUGGUGGGCAGGGCCACGGGCUGAACAAAUUGGUUGAGGGUGGCGGGCUUGCUGAGCUUGAUCAGCAUGAUGUCAUUGUCGAUGUUGUAAGAGCUGUAGUUGGGGUGGCGGAUGACGCGGGAGGACCUGAUGAACUGCUCCUUUCCCUCGGUGACCUUGAUGUUGUGCUCUCCGAGACGCACCUCCACGCGGCUGGAAGACGGUUUUCCGUGUUUUAAAAGACUUUCUAUAAAAGGUGCGGUUAUGGAAUCGGUAGGUUACGUACGACUUGUAGCAGUGAGCGGCAGACACCACCCAGUUCUCGUUGACGAGGGAGCCUCCGCAGAAGUGGUAGCCGGAGUUCAGAGACA
Doryrhamphus excisus (bluestripe pipefish) is the source of this 4555-nucleotide messenger RNA. NCBI's taxonomy places the organism in Eukaryota, Metazoa, Chordata, Actinopteri, Syngnathiformes, Syngnathidae. The record is from RefSeq and is a predicted model, not a curated record.